CCACCAUCCACUACUUUCACCUCGGGCUCCUAGCAUGUCUACUAGCUCACAGUCCACAAUAACGGACUCCGCCCCCGCCGUUCCCUUACCAAGUCGUGACUCUUCACCGAAGACUCGCAAACCUCCUGUAUGGCCCAUUGACGCCUCGGAAACCACCCAACCAACGCCUUUGCCAGCUAAAUGCUCCAUGAAUUCGAGAGAAAACGGCGUUUGCUGCAGAGAACUAAAAUCCGAAGAGCGUCAUUUGGUUGACCCCGACAUUGUGCGGGAUGUAAUUAUUGGUCUAUCUGAUGGCCUAACGGUUCCAUUUGCCUUGACUGCCGGUCUAUCUUCUCUUGGAGAAUCAAAUCUUGUCGUCCUCGGUGGCAUUGCCGAGCUCAUUGCGGGUGCUAUUUCCAUGGGUAUUGGAGGUUUCCUUGCCUCCCAGGCUGAGCGUGAUCACUACCGCUACCUGCGCGCGCAGACCGCAUCUCGUGUUGUACGCAGCUGUGCGGGAGAAAUGGAAAGGGAGGUGUCGGACGUUUUGGGUCCCAUUGGUGUCGACGAAACUACUUGCAGAGCAGUGGCGAAAAGCUUGAGGGAUGUCGAGGUGGAUGGAUAUGAAGGUGGUAGGCCAUCUACAUCGGAUGAGGAGAGCGUAGGCCUUCGGUGGAGCCAGGAUGUUGGGUUGACUGCUUUUCUGCUCAAGUUUGGUGAAGGCUUAGAGGAAAUUCCGACAAAACGGCUCUAUAUCUCCGCGUUCACGAUUGGCAUGGGAUACCUUCUCGGCGGUCUUAUACCUCUUCUCCCUUAUUUCUUCUUCUCUCGUGCAACCGUUGGCCUUAUCUAUUCAUGCAUUGUCACCGGGAUUGUUCUAUUGAUAUUCGGUGCCGUCAAAGCUCGCGUAACUGGUGCUGGCACGGGGGCACUUAGUAUUCUCUGGGGUGCCUUUUCUACAUUACUUGUCGGAGGCAUUGCUGCAGGAGCAGCCUUUGGCAUCGUGAAAGCACUGGAAGGGUCGCCGGAGUGAGUGGCGGA
Messenger RNA from Guyanagaster necrorhizus, 1017 nucleotides. RefSeq names its product DUF125-domain-containing protein. The record is from RefSeq and is a predicted model, not a curated record. The coding region runs from base 35 to 1009 and encodes 324 amino acids. The transcript is spliced from 3 exons. Gene Ontology annotation, molecular function: manganese ion transmembrane transporter activity. NCBI's taxonomy places the organism in Eukaryota, Fungi, Basidiomycota, Agaricomycetes, Agaricales, Physalacriaceae. Gene Ontology annotation, biological process: intracellular manganese ion homeostasis.